AGCCGCGUCGUGGAGCAUCAGCAGCUACGUUUCAUCAGUAUCAGAUAAAAUACAGAGGACUCUGAAAAUAAAGACCAGACAAACUACUCCCCGUUACACGUUAGCACAUUUUAAUGGAGUCGUGGUUCUUUUAAACAUGCAGUUGUUGUCGUCACGGCUGUGUCCUUAAGGGUGGCCCGUGGAUAGUGAUAGUUUGGAGACAGGGUCCACAGGGUGCUCCAGGAGCCGCGUUCAGAUCACCGGACCACCGGUGCGCGCGUAAAUCAUCAUGGCGGACUCGGUCUUUAGCCUAAACAACCUGACAUCCUUAGCCCGGGCACUUUCACAGCCGACUUUAGAUCUCAUAGACUCUAACGAGAUCAGCCCGCCAAGAAAUGCUCAGCUACAUCCGACCCGGAGGAGAAAGUUGUCAAGUUGCAGCUCGUUUGACAACAUUGAACCCGCCACUUCACCUGGAGCUGCCGAGGCGCGGGUCCUUGUCAUCAACACCGGGGGAACGAUAGGGAUGACCCUCCAUGACAAUGUGCUUGCCCCCAAACCCAAUGCAUUUGUAAAGGGCCUACGAAAACUUCCCAUUCUCCACGAUGAGCUGUACGCCCAACAGACCUGCCUCUACCGCUACUAUGGAGAAAACUCUCUGGUCCUACCGGCGAGUAAAGACAGUAAAAGGAUAGUCUACACAAUAAUGGAGUACAGCCCUUUGUUGGACUCUUCAAAUAUGACUACAGAUGACUGGGGUAGAAUUGGAAAGGACAUUGAGAAAAAUUAUGAAAGCUAUGAUGGUUUUGUGAUUCUCCAUGGGACAGAUACUAUGGCUUACACAGCCUCAGCCCUGUCCUUCAUGUGUGAGCAUCUGGGCAAACCUAUUAUACUGACAGGUUCACAGGUGCCCAUCUAUGAAUUACGAAAUGAUGGCAGAGACAACCUCUUGGGGGCGCUGUUGAUCGCAGGACAAUUUGUUAUCCCUGAAGUGGGUUUAUAUUUCUAUAACAAACUAUACAGAGGCAAUCGUGUAACCAAAGUGGACACUGGCAGCUUUAAUGCAUUCGCUUCCCCUAACCUGGCUCCUCUGGCCUCCGCUGAAGUGGACAUUAUAAUUAACUGGGACACCGUGUGGAGGGCCAAUACAACGGCCAAGUUUCAAGUGAGCACAGAGCUAAACCGGAAUGUGGGGUUGUUGCGGCUUUUUCCAGGGAUCACUGCCGCCACUGUUAGGGCCUUCCUCCAGCCUCCGAUGCAGGGAGUUGUCCUGGAGACAUAUGGCAGCGGAAAUGCUCCCGACAACCGCAAGGAUCUACUCGAUGAACUGAGGAAAGCCACUGAUUCUGGUGUUAUUAUAAUCAACUGUACACAGUGUCUCAGGGGAACGGUGUCCACAUCCUACGCAACAGGGAAGGUUUUGAUUGACGCUGGACUGAUAGCUGGGGGUGAUAUGACGCCUGAAGCGGCACUUUCAAAGCUUUCCUAUGUGUUGGCAAAGAAAGACUUGGAUCUAGAAGCAAAGAAAAAGAUGAUGAGUCAGAACCUCCGAGGUGAGAUGAGAGCUGAUUUUGCUGGAGCCAAGUUGUGCCUGAGUGACAGCCGUUUCAUCCAGGUCAUUGCCAAAUCUCUGAGCAUCAGCUGCAAAGAGGAGUUGGAAGCAAUCCGUGAUGCCCUGACUCCCCCACUAGCCUGUGCUGCUGCUAAGAUUGGAGACAUUGAGGCAUUUGAGGCCUUAAAAGAAAUGGGCAGUAAUUUGUCUUUAGGAGACUAUGAUGGACGGACACCUUUACACGUGGCGUGUUGUGAGGGCAACCUCAAAACAGUGCAGUACCUGCUGAGCCACGGCGCCACAGUGUAUGCUAAAGAUCGCUAUGGGGCCACUCCCCUGUGCAAUGCAGUACACUUUAGACACAAGGAAGUGGUGAGGCUGUUGAGGAAGACUGGAGCUCACUUCUCUCGUGACGAACUGGAUGAAGCAGGUGUGGAGUUGUGCAGCUUGGCAGCCAGUGGUGACUUGGAGGGUCUAGAAAUCUGGAGCAUUGCUGGUGCAGACCUGACCAAACCAGGAUAUGAUGGACAGAACGCCAUUCAAGUGGCUCAGUCGGUUGGCAAAAAGGAAGUGGUAGCAAUUUUAGUCCAGCUCAUGAGCAAUAGAACCAAGACAGUUUUUGGUGACUUUAGUGAAUAUGCUGAAUUUGAUAAUGAUGAGGAGAACGGGAUCGAGUUCACUGCCCCCCCAUCUGGACUGUGAAAUCCCCGCAGGACCAUGCCACCUUUCCAUCCACUUUGUUGUCUUCCCACUUUAAUAUACCACUGAAUCCUGAAUAUGUUAACUUGUCUGUCCCUGGGCUCUUAAAUGGCCUUGAAAUAUUUCUAACCUAUCCAUGCCAGCGUUAUCUUACUCUUCCCAGCUUUGAAUGUGUCUAAAGCCAUAUAAUGUUUCCAUCCAAAGUAAAAGCACAGUACUAACUUGUAUAUAUACUGUACAAGUGUAAUGAACCGGCAAUGCUAUAAAUGUAUUUAUAUGUUUUGAUUGUCUUACUUGCUUCCAGUGCUUUAAAUGCUGCUUUUAAUGUUGAAAGAAUUGUUAUUGUAAUAUGCUAGGAAAUCAGGGUUUGGGUAAAUCUGAUGGGUUUUUUUUACGUGGAGUGCGCUACAACCUCCCAUGCUCAUUCAUGAAUUUAAAUAUGGUCUAUAGAAAUACAUUUGUGGCAUCUAUAAAUUUUAAGUUGGUUUAAGCAUUUAAGGAGCAGACUUUACCCUGAGACAAAAUUUGAUUACUUACUGAAGCACAGGUAAAGCAAAAGUUACUCUUCAGCCCCAACCAGUUUCAGAUACUAAUAGUAAAGCUGGAAGAGUUGCAUAUCUCUGUAUUUCAAACUGUGAACAACAUUUACUAAGUUUGAUGUUAUUAAAGUCCAUCCACUGUUUUUGUUGAAUGAUGUCUUUACACUGUUCAUUUCACAUAAAUGUUACAGCUGUGUUUGAAUGCAAGUUUAAAGAACAUUUGCCGUUACUGUCUUGCUGCAUACUACUGUAGUAGAAGGAUGAGAGGUGCUGAGAGAUGUUGAAAUAUAUAGUGGUCUAUUUUGCUGUGACAAAAGCAAUAAAAAGUAAAUCUCUUGUAUC
Messenger RNA from Periophthalmus magnuspinnatus, 3111 nucleotides. RefSeq names its product asparaginase homolog (S. cerevisiae) (gene aspg). The coding region runs from base 269 to 2233 and encodes 654 amino acids. Lineage: Eukaryota; Metazoa; Chordata; Actinopteri; Gobiiformes; Gobiidae. Gene Ontology annotation, biological process: amino acid metabolic process. Gene Ontology annotation, molecular function: asparaginase activity; protein binding. The transcript is spliced from 17 exons. The record is from RefSeq and is a predicted model, not a curated record.